This is a messenger RNA of Syngnathoides biaculeatus (alligator pipefish), 1025 nucleotides long. RefSeq names its product high mobility group nucleosome binding domain 1b (gene hmgn1b). Lineage: Eukaryota; Metazoa; Chordata; Actinopteri; Syngnathiformes; Syngnathidae. The record is from RefSeq and is a predicted model, not a curated record. The coding region runs from base 163 to 435 and encodes 90 amino acids. Gene Ontology annotation, molecular function: nucleosomal DNA binding. Gene Ontology annotation, cellular component: chromatin; nucleus. The transcript has 6 exons.
GAGCUAGUUUCCUUCCAAUGGAACAUUCUCAUCUGGCUGCCCUGCGUUAGAUAGACUGUACGAGUACAGCUUUAAGCGGAGUAUACGACUACGCUAUAUUUUGCUCCCGUAUUCAGUUUUUUUUUCCCUCCCUUUUCCACAAACACCCCUCGCAAAUCUACCAUGCCGAGAAGGAGCAAAGAAGAUUCAGAUGCAGCUGAAACAGUGCCCAAGAGGAGAUCCAUCAGAUUGAGCGAUAGGCCAACAGCUGCAAAAGCAGAGCCCAAACCCAAGCCAAAGAAGGCCCCCGCUAAGCCGAAGAAAGGCAAAGAGGUGGAGAAGGCCAAGCCUGAGGAGAAGGCCGAGGAUGCCCCUGCUGAGAAUGGUGAAGCCAAAGCUGAGGAAGAGGCACCAGCCACGGAUGCAGCAGAGGAAAAAGAUGAGGAGGCAGAAUAACAUCUCUCAAACUACAUCCUUACCAAUGCUCCCUGUACCUCUAUUCUUGUACAAUUCAGGGGAAUAUUUUUAUCAACUAUUUUCUAAAUACAGGUUUUUAGUAGUUUGAUUGUAGAAAACACCUUUCUUCCCCACCCCCCCCCCCUUUUUUUUUUUUUUAAACAAAAGACAAAAAAAAAAAAUUGUCAAUUUGAGGACGAGGGAAUUUCAUCACAUCCGAAAAUUUUUUCCUCCUCUGAAAUGGCAGCGGGGGUCAUUGUAACUUGUCAAUGGUUGGUUUUCAUUUCCAAGUUAUUUUAAAUGUGAAGGAAGAGAGGCUGCACGAUGGGUUUACAGUGUCAACAAGCAAACAUGGUCGCAGAAUCUUGGUCGACAACUGAAAUUUUGACUGUGGAUUACAUUCCGUAUGCUUUAAAGGGACAUUGUAUGUAAUCUGUGCUGGGGCAGGGAUGGACACAGUCACUCAUUGUUUUAUUGUUUAUAAUGAAGAACAGUGUUUUAGAAUGUUUGCAAGCUUUGUCUUCAUGUUAACUCUUGUACUCAUGCAGUUUUAAUACAAAAUUGGAUCAAUAAAUCAAAAAUUCCUUGUA